This is a messenger RNA of Dreissena polymorpha, 1895 nucleotides long. RefSeq lists its product as uncharacterized. The record is from RefSeq and is a predicted model, not a curated record. Bases 10 to 366 code for a protein of 118 amino acids. The transcript has 2 exons. Lineage: Eukaryota; Metazoa; Mollusca; Bivalvia; Myida; Dreissenidae.
CGACUGAAAAUGGCGGAAGGAGGAAUCGAACAUAGUGUGUCAGACACUGAGAGCGUUCCAAGACAAAGCAGCCUAUACAGCGCUCACUUAAGGAAUUAUGUCGAACAAACGUCCGUAGAAGUCUGCAAUAUAAUGACACAUCUGGGAUACGGAGAGGAAAUCAGACGGAGAAGAAUUUUGAAGUACAGGAAACGGGAUAGAAUAGUGAAUGCAAAGUGGAUAUAUAUAACCUUUAUCACAGCUGGAAGCAAGGCUGAGGGGCUUACCUGCUGUUACGAAAGCGACUAUGAAAAUGUAUUCGUACCGAAAGAUGUCCUCUGUGUGGAAGCUGGAGUCGAUCUUCACACCAUACCGAACGACAUAUAAGUAUACAGGAUGGAUACACGUGUAUACCCAGGGCACUGCAUGAUGAUACUGGAAAGACAAGCUUCUACACGUUCUUCUGUAAUUCAGAAUGCUCUGUGUUAUGACGGACAAGGACUCGCUAUACUUAGCAGUGGUUUAUAUCUUGAUAAAUUUGCGAAAGUUACAUAAAGCGGGACCCCACUGGAACGUGCGGGCCCGUCACUACCGAUGACAUUAGGAUGGAAUUUUAAUAUGGACUAUGUUCACGCAAUACGGUGUCAAUGUCCCUGCAUCCUGCAGCGCUGGGCUUUACGGCCUCGAUAUUGGCCGGCGCCGGAUGUUGUCCGGAAAGUCGUAUCAUUGCAAUCUUUCGUUACCCCGGAAGGUUUUAAAGGAAGUGAUUACAAAUUCUUUGAGUGGAGGAUUUUCUUUAAUACGGGUGAAACAGAACUCGUUAACAAUCUUAACGUAAAUCAGAUAAAAUUGUAUGUUAUUUUGAAAAUGAUUAUACGAGAUGUUUUAAAUCCAAAGAAGAAAGAAAUAACAUCUUACGUGCUGAAAAAUAUAAUAUUUUGGCAAGCUGAAAGCAAUACCCCCGCAAUGUUUCAAGACAGGAAUAUGAUCCACUGGUUACAUGACGCACUGAGAACACUCAGAACAGUAAUAUCCUCUACACAGCUGCCCUUCUACAUGAUUCCGGAGCGAAAUCUGAUGGCAGCGUGUGGAUUGCAGGAGGAACAGCGGCGUCAAUGGGUGGCAGUUAUCACGGAAAUGCUUGAGGAAGGUCCGAGGAUGAUACUGAGGGUGCCGAAGAUACGACAGGCCAUUGUCGGUCACCCAGAACCGAUGUUGUGGUUCAGCAGGAGAAGGAUGGAGCUGGAGAUGUUGUGUAUGGAGAUGAGGAACAGAGCAACGCAAUGUAGUGAUGAGAACGGGGUGUGUGAUUUCUCGGAUAUAAUCGUGCAGAAGAUAGACAAACGCGUGAAGGAGAUAAAGAGAGAGGUCCUUCUACGGAUGUUUAUGGAGGGCAAUUGUGUUCAUGACCGCUUUGGUAUUAUCAAAAGAAUUCUUAUGUAGUCCUGAAUAUGAUUUCAAUUAAUCACGCAUGUUGCAGGUGGCAAGUCAUCAGUUGUUCCAGACCAUUUUAUUCUAAUAACUCAUAGUACAAUAGAAAAUAUUAUCAUUCAAACAUAUUUAUUUUUACAAGUAAUGUUUAAAAUAAGAGUCAGAACCUAUUUUCGGUCUGCUAUUCUUAUUAUAACUUAAAGUGACAUAAUUGACAUAGGAUUUACUGUUUGUCCCCUUUUCCAGUGAUAAAAUACAUAACACGAAACAAACUUAAUGUCAUUCAUUUCUGGCUCAAAUAUGUGACCCGUAACGAACGUGUUUAGUUUAAAUUCUAAAAUUUGAAUCAAUAUUUUAAAACACGGGAGAAAAUAAAUAAAACAAUAAUUAAAGGGUCGUUUUCAUUGUUUGAAAAAAGGCAAAAUGACAAUAAAGUCAACUAUUGUUUUGUUUGUAUAGUACUCAAAAAAGCGAAACAAACUCUU